GCGGAUGCGUAGACGUUUAGGGGAACCCUUACAGGAUCUAUGUAGAACCUUACAGCUGUGUUUUCCUAUCACAGGGAAUUCCAGUUAGGAAGCUUGCCACGUCAGAUGUCUUAUUCAGAACACACCCAUUCUGUGUAAGUGGGAAAGAAAUUAACCUGCUGAAAUAUUUUAAUUAACGAUGCUGCAAAAUAAUUCAAAGAAAUAAAUCUCCGCAUCUCUGAAAUGUUCUUCCAAAUACAACUAAAGAUGAUUAACAUUAUUUCCUGCACCGCUUUCAGCACAUAUUGUAUUGAUAUGUAAAUCUUUGCAGCUCCUCGAACAAAGAGUUAACCACCCCCCUGUCCCCUCCCGCCAUCCUCUCAGCCAAUCAGAGCGCUGCACACCUCUCAGCCAAUCAGCGCGCAGGGAGGUGAUGUAAUGCUUUAAAGAGCAGAAGUGGUGCUGAUGCUGCGCCGUCAAACAGCAGCAGAGAGACGAGACAAAGCACACAGACACACAGAUAUCACACCGAAGAGCGGAGGUUCAGUGCAGACUCACCCUCAGAGACAAAACAAUGACUCUCACAGCUUACAGAGAGAAGAUGAAGGAGCUCCCCCUGGUGGCCUACUUCUGCUCCUGCAUCCUUGCAGAGUCUAAAGAGAAAACCACCAAAAAAACCCACCAAGGUGUGGUGGAUCUGAACUUGUGCCUUAUCAAAGACAUGGAGGUAAUCGAGCUGAACAAGCGUUCCUCGGGUCAAGCCUUCGAGGUCAUCCUGAGGCCACCAUCAUUUGACGGCCAGAGAGAGUUUAAUCCCACCAUCCCGCCCCGCAGAGACCCCUCGCUGGAGGAGAUCCAGAAAAAGCUGGACGCAGCAGAGGAGAGGAGGAAGGGUCAGGAGGCCGAACUUCUGAAACAUUUGGCUGAAAAGCGAGAGCACGAGCGUGAAGUGGCUCAGAAAGCCGCAGUGGAACACAACAACUUCAUCAAAAUGGCCAAAGAGAAGUUGGAGCAGAGGAUGGAGAUCAACAAGGAGAACAGAGAAGCUUACAUCGCUGCCAUGCUCGAGCGUCUGCAGGAGAAGGAGAAGCACGCUGAGGAGGUGCCUUGAGGUCUUCUGAACAUUUUGGGAUCCCGAUCUGACCAAAGGACUGAAUACGAUAAAGCCGUGAGCUUUAUUAGCUUUUUGGGGAAAACAAACAAUCACAAAAAAAAAGCGAAAAUCACAGAACGUUUGUGACGUUGUUACUACGGUUACGAUGGCUUUUGUGCGGCCGUUUUUUUGCGAGACGAGACACAGAGUGACUGGUUUUCCAGCAGAGUCGGACACAGGAGCAGCGCUAAUUUAAUACGAGGAGCCAACUGUGCCAAAACUGAGUGUGUGUGUGUGUGUGUUUUUGGACAUUCUUGUGCCUGUUUUGUUAAAACGAGACCUCGAAUCCUCUUGUUUGCUGUGAAUAUGUUCCAAUGCCUCCAUGAUCAGCUGGUUUCUGAUUUGGCUGUUCGAUUUUGCUGUACAGAAAUUGUAAUAUAUUUUAGAUGCGAAGGGCAUUAAAGAACUGCUGUGUGCUACGGCUUCAGUUUUUUUUUUUUUUAAUUCACUCAGCCCUGUGAUGGUGCUCUCACCAUUUACUACUGUUUCUGAACAGGCCACGCCCACAAAAGACAAACUAUGUGUGAUUGAUCACUCGCUGGUGUGAACGCAGUGUUAAUUAUUCAGGAAUUACCUGAUGUACAGGCUUGACUUUAAAACUUCUUCUUGUCACUGAGAUCAGAGAAGAAAAAAAAUCACGAUUGCAAAUCCACGUAGAGUCAGUCUUUACAGUAAAAAGAAAAGAUACUCUGUAUUUUGUUUACGUGCGUUUAUAUUCCUAUUUCUUCACUGUUCACUUUUCAAGGUAAAACUUAGUCAAACAGCAGGUCCACAGCUUUCAAACCAAACAUUCUGACCAUAUUAUAAUUCAGUCCACCAAUCAGCAGGAGUGCGCGCGAGCGUGUGUGUGUGUGUGUGUGUGUUAUCAACUGAUUCCUGCUGCUGGAAAUGAUAUAUAAA
Molecule: messenger RNA, 2032 nt
Organism: Ictalurus furcatus (blue catfish)
Lineage: Eukaryota; Metazoa; Chordata; Actinopteri; Siluriformes; Ictaluridae
Gene: stmn4l
Product: stathmin-like 4, like
Exons: 7
Coding region: 554-1090 (178 amino acids)
Biological process (GO): neuron projection development; regulation of microtubule polymerization or depolymerization; microtubule depolymerization
Cellular component (GO): cytoplasm; neuron projection
Molecular function (GO): tubulin binding
Source: RefSeq, a predicted model, not a curated record